UCGGGACACCAGAUCGGAACACCAGGAGUUUUGUAAAGCGGGACAUCUUCAUGCAUUCCAACAUACAUCAAGAGAUUGUUAGUUUGCGUUCGAGGAUUCGCGAGCUACAAUGGGAGUUGGCUUAUGUCAAGAGAUCCAGUCUUAAUCUACCACCUAUACCAGAGAAGGAUAAACCAAAGCCUCAGAGCAACAAUGCGGUACCCUCGCAAGUACAGGCAUUAGAAAAAGAACUCCGGGCGAUAAAGAAACAAUUACAAGAGGCCGAAAAUCGCAAUGCGUAUCUGUCUGCCAUUGUCGAUGAACAGAAAAGAAAACUGGAACGUUAUGAACGUAAUCGUGAACGUGCACGUGAAAGAGGUUUCCUACCGAAUCCCGAACUGCUUCGUAAACUGGACGAAGCCGAAUCGUUCAUCCGGCGUCUUCGUCGCGAUAACUCCGAUCUCCGCAAAGAGAACUCCAGCGUUAUGGUGGCAAACCAUCAACGUGAUUACCGAAACAAUGGCACACGCCGUCGUUGUGGCAUGCCUGUUGUUGGUGGUGCCAGUUCUUUAGGUGAUACUUCAAAUCUGUACAGCACUGGUCCAGCUGGUGUUCAUUGGCAGUUAUGCCGCCCGAGUUGGUUUCCGAUGCAUGUGCACAACUACUGGCAGCAGUAUAGCCGCCCACAGGCAUCCCACUUAUACAGUCUUCCGCAAUUGUCGGGCGUUGGCUACCCGCAACAGGGAGUGAUGGUAGCCAGGCGUGGCAUUCAUUCGGCUAGUGCUGGGACCAGUGGAACAGGUAACAACGCCUGUGGCGGUGGUGGUGGUAGCAACAAUCAAUAUCCAAACAAUCUGAAUGGCGAGCGUAAAUAUUGGGGUAACCAACCAAGCCAGGGACAAAAAUAAAGAAAAUAAGACUUUAUAAAAUAAGAAUUUUAGUUUUAAUUUAGAAAUAAUUUGAAUAUAUUGUUAGGUUAGGUUUUUUUUAAUGAUAGCAAGGACCUGUAAACGCAUUGUUCAAAGGAAAGUAGAAUAAUAAUU
Molecule: messenger RNA, 1022 nt
Organism: Dalotia coriaria
Lineage: Eukaryota; Metazoa; Arthropoda; Insecta; Coleoptera; Staphylinidae
Exons: 4
Coding region: 51-887 (278 amino acids)
Source: RefSeq, a predicted model, not a curated record